CGUCACGCGAAUCUUUCUUCACGUCAUUCUAUAAUCCGCCCACUUCAAGCGAUGACGGACUUGCUGCCGCAGGACGCGCUCUCGUCUGUGGCCAACGCCUGGGCCAACGUCUCCGACGCGUUGGCCGCCCUUCCCUUCGGCGUUCCCACCAAGUUUCUGGCCGUGGCCGGAGUCGCGGCGCUCGGUUACUACAUGGACCAGAAGCUGUUGAUCUCGUCAGACUUGUAUCACUCAGGUAUGCAGGCCGUGGCGCUACUGCAGGCCAAACGUCACGCGCGCAAUGGAUCGCUGAUACCGGAUCUGUUCGAGCAGAGCGUGGCCAAAUGGCCGCACAAGGCGUGUAUGCAGUUCGGCCAGCGCGUACUGAGCUUCCAGCAAGUGGACGAGGCGGCCAACCGCGUGGCCCACUGGGGCCAACACCAGGGCCUACAGGCCGGCCAGACUGUAGCUCUACUGAUGGAGAACCGGCCCGAGUUUGUGAUCGUCUGGCUCGGCCUGGCCAAGAUCGGCGUCAUCACGGCGCUGCUCAACACGCACCUGCAGGCUGACGGACUUAUUCACUGCGCCAAAAUCGCGGACACCAAGUGGAUGAUCGUAGGCCAGGAGCUGGCCGAGAAGUUGACUGAGGUGGCCGACCAACUGGCCGACUUUGACUUCCACAUCUACGGAGACGGACACUUAACAGCUCAGGCCGCAGCUAAUUACCUGCCACAGGCUCACUCGAUGGACGAGGAACUCAACAAAAUGCCGACAGAGCGACCGCCCGCGUCUAUUCGCCGUCAGAUCUCGACAUCGGACAUGGCCCUACUGAUCUACACGAGCGGGACGACGGGCCUACCGAAGGCCGCGAGGGUCAACCACUUCAGUAUCAUCCUUCGCUCGCUGGCCUUCAAGUACUCGAUGCACUUGUCCAUGUAUGACCGACUGUACUGUGCACUGCCACUGUACCACACCUCAGGAGGCAACUUGGCCGUAGGAAUGAUGAUCUUUUCUGGUGCCACACUGUGUCUUUCACGCCGCUUCUCAACGUCCAAGUUCUGGGACGAAGUGCGGGCGUACGACUGCACUGUGAUCCAAUAUAUCGGCGAGAUGUGUCGGUAUCUGAUGAAUGCGCCGGCCAAGACCAACGACAAGGAGAAUCAUGUGCGUGCAGCCUUUGGAAACGGGUUACGUCCGGAUAUUUGGGCGCCAUUCCAAGAACGGUUCGGUAUCCCAUCGGUAUACGAGUUCUACGGCUCGACUGAGGGUCCUAUGGGCAUGUUAAAUGCCUGUACCACUAAGGCUGACCAGGGCCAUCUCGGCCGACGGGGCUUCAUCAAUAACGCUGUCACUGGAGUGGCCAUCGUCAAGUACGACGUUGAAAAAGACGACUAUAUCCGCUCGAAGAAGGGAUUCUUGCAACAAUGCGCCAUUAAUGAGCCCGGUGAGCUUAUUGUGAAAGUGAACAGGAAAGACCCGGCCAGAGGAUUCCAGGGUUACUACAAGAACACGAAGGAGUCGAGCAAAAAGGUGCUGACCGAUGUAUUCAAGAAAGGGGACAUGUAUUUCCGGACAGGGGAUUUGUUCAAAGAAGACGAGAGACACUGCUGGCACUUUGUGGACCGAGUGGGUGAUACAUUCCGCUGGAAGGGGGAGAACGUGGCCACGAAUGAAGUGGCCGAGGCAGUCUCCAAGUUCCCUGGACUGAGUGAGAUCUGCAUCUAUGGAGUGGAAGUGCCGGGUAAUGAGGGACGUGCGUGUAUGGCUGCGAUGGUGUUUGAUGAGAAAUCGUUCGACUUGAACGAGUUCGCGCAGUUUGUCAAGCAGCGACUUCCGUCUUAUGCCAUGCCGCUGUUUAUCCGAAAACUGGAGGCGAUGAGUGUGACGGGCACGAUGAAGCAGGAGAAGGCCAAACUGCGCAAAGAAGGCAUGGAUCCGUCCAAGAUUUCAGAUCGUUUGUGGGUUUUUAACCGAACCAAGGACAGUUAUGAACUACUGACGAGUGAGACGUACCACCAAGUGAUCACGAGCUCCCGGCUGUGAUCGUCGUUAUUGUGGUUGAGUGACGUCGUUAUUGAGGCUAUUUCUCUCAGUGCAUGAAAUAAUUUUUACGUUUUUUUCUUGCAAAGUUUCUCUUUACAAAUAUUUUGUGUAAGAAUCAACUUACUUUACGGGUUACUAACGUUAAC
Molecule: messenger RNA, 2168 nt
Organism: Phytophthora nicotianae INRA-310
Lineage: Eukaryota; Oomycota; Peronosporomycetes; Peronosporales; Peronosporaceae
Exons: 2
Coding region: 52-2022 (656 amino acids)
Molecular function (GO): long-chain fatty acid transmembrane transporter activity; long-chain fatty acid-CoA ligase activity
Source: RefSeq, a predicted model, not a curated record